AUUUGCUGUUUGAUUUAAAUCAGGGUUCAGCUUUUCUUGCGAGAGGAGCUUCGUUUUGGUGCUCGGUCUCGCUGACUGUGUGGUGAGAAAUGCUGUUUACUGUUUUGGAUGAUUAGCUGAUCCUGCGCUUUCUGUAUAUAUGUUUACGUGUAGGUUGCCACUGCUUUCCAGACCGCAACUCAUGGCGACUCUUCCGUGGACGCCGGCGACCGCGGCGGUGCACCAGUACCUGAUGGCCGCGCUCUCCCACCGCGGAGCGGCUGCGCUUCCAUACACUGAGGAAGCCAGGUGGACGAUCCACCAUCAUCUCGCAGCCCUGUCCCACGCGUUCCCCACCCUCCGACCCACCGCCGGCCACUUCACUCACAACGACGGCCGUGGCGCCACCCUCCUCCGCGCCGAGGGCACCAUCCCCCUCGCAACGUCCUCCUCCGCCUGUCUCUCGAUUUCCAUCUGGCUCCUCGAGGCCUACCCCAACCUGCCGCCGGCCGUGUUCCUCUCGUUCCCUCCGGGCACGGCCGUCAAGCCGCGCCAUCCCCUCGUCGACCCCUCCGGCUCCGUUUCCGUCCCUUAUCUCCGGUCCUGGAUCUUCCCUUACUACAACCUCGUCGACCUCGUUCGGUCUCUCGGUCAGCUCUUCAGCCAAGACCCGCCCUUCGCCAUCUCCCCGAGCGCCAUCCACGACGCCAAGGCCAGAGAGACCGCCAAGGUCGUGGAAGCAGUGCAACGGCACCUGGCGGCGGCAGGGAAGAGCCACACGGCGGAGAUGGAGGCUCUACUCGACACGCAGACGCAGCUCAAACGGAGGAAAGCGGAGAUCGCCCGCGGGUUGACAAGAUUGGAGGAGGAGAAGGAGCUGCUGGAACAGCAGCUCCAGAUGCUGAUCAUGAACUGCGACGUGAUGGAGAGUUGGGUGGCGAAGAACCACAGGAGGCCGACAGCGAGCUUGGACGGCGUGUUCGAGCCGUCGAACGCUCACUCGAGGCCGGCGAUGGAGUGCGUGGCCGCGGACAUGGCGGCGGAGGACGUGAUGUAUGCGUUGGAUGAGGCGUUGAGGGAGGGAUGUGUUCCUCUUGAUGUUUACUUGAAGAGUGUGAGAACCACGUCGAGGGAGCAGUUCUUCCACCGAGCCAUCUCCGCGAAGCUUGCUCCACCUCAGUUUGAGCUCGAGAAUUAAUGGAGUCAAUUGUGUGAUGUACGUAUGAUCACAUGAAUUCUUCCCUUCUUUUUUGUUCUCAUUAAUAAGGGCUUUGAUUCCACUCAUAUAUACAUGUAGAUAUGAAGGAUUAUAUAUAUAUAUAUGAACAUUGAUGUUGAUAAUGGAUAUGCAGAUGCUUUCCGAUACCA
This is a messenger RNA of Musa acuminata AAA Group (dessert banana), 1347 nucleotides long. RefSeq names its product protein ELC-like. The transcript has a single exon. The coding region runs from base 140 to 1177 and encodes 345 amino acids. The record is from RefSeq and is a predicted model, not a curated record. Gene Ontology annotation, molecular function: ubiquitin binding. NCBI's taxonomy places the organism in Eukaryota, Viridiplantae, Streptophyta, Magnoliopsida, Zingiberales, Musaceae. Gene Ontology annotation, cellular component: ESCRT I complex. Gene Ontology annotation, biological process: endosome to lysosome transport; protein modification process; protein transport.